ACGCGGCAUGGGCUUAUAUAAACAAGGAACAGAAACAGGUCGCACUCCGACACCGUUCCCGGAAUCGCGACUUCACUCUGAUGCCUUAAUACAAUCCCAAGCAAUCCACAGAGUUGGUUUGUGUAUCAAUUGUGACCCUGUUGUCUCCAUUGUCACGGUUUUCGUCGUUGCAGUAUUAUGGAGACUGAAGGUACAGAUGUUUGCAUGGAUAAAGAGCCAGAUCGUGUUAUAACGUAUUCCUCUAGAGGUGGUUCCCAUGCUUCAUCUUGUGAAGAUAGCCUCAGUCAUCAGGAUGUCAUGGAGUCAUUUUGCGAAAUAAAUGGGGAUCACGAUAUCAACAAUUCAGAAGAGGGAAGUGAAUCAAAGGAAUAUGAAGUGAAGGAAUGUACAAAUGAAAAAUCAAUCAAGAUUCCUGAAAUGCACCCUUCAAAGAAACCAGGCCAACAGAAAAAUGUGGUUAGCAGGUUGACUAAUGAAAAAGAGAGACUGGAGGAGAAGGUACAAGAAGGAAAGAACGAUGAGAAAUUACUGUUAACUGUGAAUUCAUUGAAAUCUUCUGCUGGAAAUGCUCGUUCAAGACAUACUGUUCCACAGCCAUUUGCCUUGGCAACGGAGAAGCGUGCUUCAUCGGGUACUCGACUUCCCAGCGCUAUCACCACUGAAAAAUCUACCAAAAACAAUAUUCGGCCUGCAAAGACCAAAUCAAAUCAGCCCACAUCUCCUAGGGUGUUGAGGAAGCCACUGCAACCUAAUAACAAGAAGCAUGCUGACGAGGAAGAUUCCUGCUCUGCGGUUUCCGUUAGCAGUGCAGCAUCAACUCGGGCUAUCAAGACCAGAAUUACUGUUGCAUCAGUUCCUGCAUUGAGGUGCACAGAGCGUGCAGAGAAAAGGAAGGAGUUUAAUUCGAAAUUGGAGGAAAAACUCCAGGCUCUGGUGGCUGAGAAGACCGAGUGUGAGACGAAGUCCAAGGAAGAGACUGAGGCCGCUAUCAAACAACUAAGAAAGAGUUUAUUAUUCAAAGCAAAUCCAAUGCCAAGCUUCUACCACGAUGGGCCUCCUGCCAAGGCUGAGCUGAAAAAGCUCCCACCAACUCGUGCAAGGUCACCUAAACUUGGCCGACGUAAGAGUUGCAACAAUGCGGUUCUAUCCAAUGGAGACAAGAUAAAAUUCAGUCAUGGCAAGGGAAAUGGCCAUCGUACCGACAGUUCCAACAGAGAUACUAUUGCAUUGGAUGUCACUGAGAAUCGGAGCAAUGUCAUUCGCUUUGUAGAAAACGAGCUGAAGCAAGGAGAAGCCUUUUGCGAGGUGAUUUCUAUUGAUGUAAAUGGUCCAAACAAUACAAAUAUUUCUGUCCAGUCUUAAGUUGGUGACGAACUUCCAAGUCUCUUCUACCAUGCUUUACCUCUACCAUUUUCAAGAGUUCGUUGCAGUGGUUUAUGUAAUUUAUGAAAUGUAAAUUUCUGUAAUUUAUAUUGUUUGUUUAUGUGGAAGCUUUUUACUUCCAGAUCAAAUAAUUUUCUUCUAAGGGCCCUCCCCCUGACAGAAAAAAGGAACCAGAAAGAAGCAGAUCUACUCUACUAAGAUGUGGUUCGAGCUAUUGUUUCCUUUGUUACUUUUGUACGUAAAUUACACAUUGACCAUUCUUGUUUCAUAGACUUCGAUCUGAAAAUAAAAGUGGAUACUGUUCCUGUGGCUUUA
Molecule: messenger RNA, 1698 nt
Organism: Cucurbita maxima (winter squash)
Lineage: Eukaryota; Viridiplantae; Streptophyta; Magnoliopsida; Cucurbitales; Cucurbitaceae
Product: protein WVD2-like 3
Exons: 7
Coding region: 178-1362 (394 amino acids)
Biological process (GO): microtubule cytoskeleton organization
Molecular function (GO): microtubule binding
Source: RefSeq, a predicted model, not a curated record